This is a messenger RNA of Nasonia vitripennis (jewel wasp), 5032 nucleotides long. RefSeq names its product transcriptional activator cubitus interruptus (gene ci). Gene Ontology annotation, molecular function: DNA-binding transcription factor activity, RNA polymerase II-specific; RNA polymerase II cis-regulatory region sequence-specific DNA binding. Gene Ontology annotation, cellular component: nucleus. Gene Ontology annotation, biological process: regulation of transcription by RNA polymerase II. The record is from RefSeq and is a predicted model, not a curated record. The transcript is spliced from 9 exons. Lineage: Eukaryota; Metazoa; Arthropoda; Insecta; Hymenoptera; Pteromalidae. Bases 518 to 4897 code for a protein of 1459 amino acids.
GCUCGCUCGAGAGAGUACCUCCUCUCUCUCACUCGCGCCCCCACCAUAUACCGGAUCGGCGUAUACGCGGUAGUACGAGAGAGAGAGAGAGAAAGAGCGCGAGUAUAGCUCAUUUAGACUUUUCCCUCUGCUCUCCUCUAGCUGCCGCUCUGCACCGCACGCCCACCAACCCUUGGCGCAGUACAGUACCGGAGCAGCACUGCAGCAGUGCGAUCAGCUCGGUAGCCGAGUUCAGUCGCCGUUCGGACGCUGCAGAGACGGAUCAUCGAUUUUGACCGAUCGCUCACCAUCUCUCACGGGAGAUGUGCCCUCGACGCAGCGGCUAUGUAACGACCUGGACCGAGAGUCCUUGCCGUCUGCACAGUUGAGACGAGAUAGAGUUAGAGCGCGAGAGAAAGAGUUCAGUUAUAGAGUUCGGUUCUUCUGUGACAAGUUCAGUGUGUUGUUCGGUUCGGUUGAGUUGAGUCGAGCAGCUCGCUCUCUCUCUCCCUCUCUCUCUCUCUCUUCCGCAGGCACGAUGCCGGAGAAGGAAGUGGCCUACCACCAGGAGACGUUCUCGCUGCUGCCGCCUCCGCCGGCGCCGCACCUCAACCACCCGCACUCGGCCUUUCACGCGGCGGCCAGCUUCCAGCCGCACCAUCCCUCGGCCUUUCAGCUGCAGACUGGACCGUCGGUAGCGGCAGCCGCCGCUGCAGCCGCGGCCGCUGCCUGGGAACAUCACGCCGCCGCCCUCGCCUACAACGCGCUGCCUCCGCACCCCCCAUUGUCGGGUAGCACGAGUCUGGCGAGUCCAUCGAGAGGCAAGGAGAACGGCUCGGCCACAGCCGAGCAACCUGGUGAGAGCAGCAACAGCUCAGCCGGUGGGACGACCGAGGCGAGCUCGGCAGCGGCCGCGGCGGACUUUCUGCGCCGUAGUCAUCCACUCUCGGAGCACACGGCUCAGCUCCAUCCAACCUAUCGGCUCAACUACAUGGACCACCUCUACCACCAGCUCCAGCACAGCCCCAGCGCUUCUUUACACGGACUGGGCGCUCUGGGGCCGGAGUACCUCCUGCACGCGGCAGCCCCCGGCAGCACGUUAGCCUCCUCGGAAUUUCCCUUCUCGAUCGACGGUUCGAGACUGGGCAGUCCCCGGGCCUCGGCGAUACGAGCCAGUCGCAAGAGGGCACUCAGCAGUUCGCCCUACUCGGAUCGCUUCGACAUCGACAGCAUGAUUCGCUUCAGCCCCAACAGCCUUGCCUCGAUUGUCAAUGGCUCCAGGAGCAGCAGCGCCAGCGGAAGCUACGGACAUCUCUCUGCCGCGAUGAGUCCGGCGUUGGGUAUGCAUCCCGGCAUGGCGCCGCAUCUGCAGCAGAUCCAGGCGCAGUUGCUGCGCAACGCUGCCGUCGCGGUUCUCCACGGCCACCCCAGUCCCGUUCACCCACACCUUCACCCGCACUCGCACCCACCGCACCCGCACGCCCAUCACCAUCCGCACCCCCACCCUCACGCUCACCCUCACCCGCACGCGCAUCCGCAUACCCAGCUUUACCCCGUGUCCAGCCACGUGCUGCCCCCGCACACGGCAGCCCCCACCGCGCCGGCCCCCGCGCCACCCAAGACCGAGAUCCCGGCGUCGGCUGCUGCCGAAUCCAGCAACAAGUCCGUCACCGCCGAGGCCGACACCUCCUCCAAGCGCGGCAGCAGCAGCAGCUCCAGCAAGGUUAAGCGCGAACCGGCCACCAGCACGAUACCCGCCGUGUCUCACCCCCAGGGCCUCAGUCCCAGCGACGACCCCCGCGACGAGCCCGAGCCCGGCGACUUCGUCGAGACCAACUGCCACUGGAAAGACUGUGGAAUGGAGUUCGCCCACCAAGAGCACCUCGUCGAGCACAUUACCGAAGAUCACAUCAAGAAAGACAAGAAGGUCUUUAUCUGCGGCUGGGAGAACUGCUCCCGCGAGGAAAAACCCUUCAAGGCGAUGUACAUGCUCGUCGUGCACAUGCGAAGGCACACCGGCCAGAAGCCCCACAAGUGCACGUUCGAGGGCUGUCAAAAGGCCUACUCGAGACUGGAGAACCUCAAGACCCACCUCAGGUCCCACACGGGAGAAAAGCCCUACACUUGCGAGUAUCCUGGCUGCCACAAGGCCUUUAGCAACGCUAGCGAUCGAGCGAAGCACCAGAACAGGACACAUUCCAACGAGAAACCGUACGUCUGCAAAGCGCCGGGUUGUACCAAGCGCUACACGGACCCGUCCUCGCUGCGCAAGCACGUCAAGACGGUGCACGGGCCCGAGUUCUACGCGAACAAGAAGCACAAGGGAGGCGGUAACGGUGACAACCCAGGCAGCGACGAAGCCGGUCAUGGAGGUCACAGCAGCCCCAGCCGCAGCGAAGAUCUGCACCCGAAGACUCCCAGCUUGUCGAGCCCCAGUGUCAAGUCCGAGAGCGAGGCCAACAGUCCUCCGAGUAUGAUGAAUCAGCACGGCAGCCCGUUGUCCAUGCACGCAGCUGGCUGCACCGAGGACGGCUCCGGCAUGGUCAUCCCCGGUGACAACGUGCUCCUACAGCCGGAUGGCAAUUGGAACGAGGAGCCCGAAGACCUGGACAUCGCUGACUUGCCGCUCGCCAUUCGCGCCAUCGUUGGCGGAUUGGACUCGCACCAGCAGAUCCCAGCGGGCUCGCGGAACCGCUUGAAGAAUCGAUUGGGCGCCAAAGCUGGCUCGAUGUCGCCCGCGUCGCUGAUGCCGGGCUCGAAUCUGCGCGUGAGCCGCGGUCUCGGCGAUCUCAACAGGCGCAUCACCGAUCUCAAGAUGGAGGGCGGCGCGACUACCAACCGCCAGACCAGCCUCUCCGAUCUGCAGCUCAGGCUGCAAUCCAACAGCAACGAGCCAAGGCGCGAUAGCAACAGCACCGUCAGCACUUACUACGGCAGCAUGAAGUCCGCGGACUUUGGCAGUAGCCGAAGAAGCAGUCAGGCCAGCGGUGUCAGUGCCAUCAAAGGUCCAGCUUUCGGACCGGGAAGCUUUUACGAUCCCAUCAGUCCAGGCACGUCCAGGAGGAGCAGCCAACUGAGCACCGCGUCCACGAGAUUUGGCAACCUUUCCUCGCAGUUGCAAGUACCCUACUCGACCAGCAACCUCGUCGUUCAGACGCAGAACAUGUCCCUUCAAAGUGCACACAACAAUCCAAACGAGUGGGCGAUGCCGAGCCACUGCGCUCAAGGGGCAACAAGUGAUCGUCGCAUGUCCGAGCCAGCUCGCGGCCACCAGAGCCAACGCGUGUCACCGCCGAUGCCACCGAGGCCGCGUUCGGCGCAACUGCCGGAUCUUCAUCCCAACCAGGAGGUCGUCCUCGACGAAGUCGGCGAAGGCGAAAUGGUCGAGAACAAGCUCGUGAUUCCCGACGAGAUGAUGCAGUACCUGAACCAAGUUCAAGCAGGCGGCAGUUCGCAAUUCAGCUACCGCGGCAGUCCACUGCCCAACUGCCGAUCUCCCAUUUGCACGAAUCCCCAGCACUGUAUGCAGAGAUCACAACCUCAGUGCAGUUACAAUUCACAGUGCUACAACCCGUCGAACCAACAGAACCCGAUGCCCAACCACAACAGCAACGGCAUCGGCUCACCGGCUGACUACAGUUCCGUCGGAUCUCCUUACUCUCAGUGUCCAAACUCUCGCAUGGGCCAGACUCCGAAUUACUGCCCAACACCGAACUACGGACCUCAGUCGUGCUCGUCGCAGCUCGCCCGUCCGGGACAAGUGAUGUCGCCCAGUGGCUCGCACUAUGCCCCGAGUCAGUUGAGCGAGCAACCCAUGACGUCUCCGGCCGCCGGAGCGUUGGCUCCGCCUCAGGGAAUGCAGAACCCUCAUCAGAACAGUGCACAGAUGAGCCGAGUGAACUGCCAUGGCCAAAACGCCGAGCACAAUGGCUACUAUCCCGGUUACGGCUGCCAGACUCAAAUGGGCCAGAAUUGCGCGGCUCAGCAGAUGCAGGCUCGCCCGAUGGGACAGCCUUGCUCUCCUAUGCAUCCCAGCAUGGGUCAAACCUGCGGACACCCGCCGAGAGCUCCCAGCAACGGCAGCAGCCACUGUCAGCCCAUGUCUCCAGUCUGCCAGCAACAGAUGCAGCAGCAGAUGCAAGCCAACCCCCGACCCAUGUCCGGUCAUGGCAUGAUGCAAAAUCAGUGCGGCAUGCCGAAGCCGAUGAACGUCAUGACUCCAGUCUUGAGUCCUGCAAUGUCCGACCAGUGCCCGAGGUCCGUCGGCUCGCACUGCUCGCAACCGAGCCUAGCUAGUCAGAAUGCUGCGAAUUCAGUGCACCCCGCAGACAUGCAGGUCCAGAGUCCCUGCUCGCAGAUGUCCACUGGAAGUUGCGUUCAUCCGAAUCCAAUGGCCAACCAUCGCCCGAUGAAUUCCCAGAACAUGUACCCCAAGGAAGCCCCCAAGACCUGCCAGUCCAACAACUGCCACGCGCAGUACAACUGCUGCCAUAUGCACCAACAUCAACAGCCUCAAGGUCAGCAGCAGCGAAUGAACGGAUGCGGCAGCGAGUGCCAGUGGGCCUACAACAGCGAGCAAUGCUGCAUGGGUGGAACGGCUCACCACGGGCACGGAGCCGCGGGACACGUGCCAGAGAUUCAGUGCCGUGACAUAAGCCAGUCCCAGGGAUCGCCCAUCAAGCCUCCUCAAGGCAUGCGCCAAGACUCUUAUCGCAGAACACUCGAAUACGUGCAGCAGUGCAGAAAUUGGUCGGGCAACAUGUUGACUCAGGCUCCCGAAGCGAGCGUCUCCAGUUCGACGCACCCGAUGCAGUUGCCACAGCCGCUGCCCGCGAGCGCCAACAUGAUCGUUAACGACAUGACCUCCUCUCUAAGCUCACUGCUCGAAGAAAACCGGUAUCUGCAGAUGAUCCAGUGAUCUCACGCCUUAACUUUUCUAUUAUUAUACAUGCAUUUUUUACGGAUGCCUUAACGUAGGAAAGAGUUCGAUCGGUCAUUUACACUGGUAGAAGCAAUACUCCUGUAACUCUGCCUUUAUAUAUAUAUAUAUAUA